UUUUAUAAGAAAAAAAUGGGUGGGAAUAUAAUAGCAAAACUCUCAACCAAUUAUUGCAUGACACAUAGUACCAUAGCUCACUCAAUAUUUUCAUCUACCAUUAAAUAUCCUUCAAAUCAAAGAGGAAAGUUACAAAACCUUAUGUCUAGUGUCUCCUCUUUCCACACAACAAACAAACAUACUCAUAGUUCAAAACAAAACAACAAACGUAGUACCAUGUUUCAGAUUCCCAACAACCGACCCAUUAUCACCAUGUUUCUGUUUCUGAUCUUCAUCAUAAACAUCAUCACAGUAACAUCAUCAUCAUCAGAUCUUCGACCUGGGUUUUACUCAAAAACAUGUCCAAAAGCUGAAACCAUUGUCAGAGAUGUUAUGAGAAAAGCUCUUAUAAGAGAACCAAGAAGUGUUGCCUCUGUUAUGAGACUUCAGUUUCAUGAUUGCUUUGUUAAUGGGUGUGAUGGUUCUGUGUUGCUUGAUGAUACACCAACUAUGCUUGGAGAAAAAUUGGCUCUUUCAAAUAUAAAUUCACUUAGAUCAUUUGAAGUUGUUGAUGAGGUUAAGGAGGCAUUAGAGAAAGCUUGCCCUGGAGUUGUUUCUUGUGCUGAUAUUAUUAUUAUGGCUUCUAGAGAUGCUGUAGCACUGACAGGAGGACCAGAUUGGGAGGUGAGGUUAGGAAGAUUGGACAGCUUAACAGCAAGUCAAGAAGACUCAGACAAUAUCAUGCCAAGUCCAAGAGCCAAUGCAAGCACUCUCAUUGAUCUCUUCCAAAGAUUCAACCUCACUGUCAAAGACCUUGUAGCACUCUCAGGAUCUCACUCUAUCGGCCAAGGUCGAUGUUUUUCGAUCAUGUUUCGGCUAUACAAUCAAUCAGGUAGUGGAAAACCCGACCCUGCACUUGAUCCUGCUUUUAGACUAGAGCUUGACAAGCUAUGCCCACUAGAUGUUGACCAAAAUAAGACAGGGAACCUUGACUCAACUCCCGUGAUUUUCGAUAACCAAUAUUUCAAGGACUUGGUUGGUGGAAGAGGAUUUCUCAACUCUGAUCAAACACUUUUCACUUACCCUCAAACAAAAGGGUUAGUGAGGUUCUAUAGUAGAGAUCAAAGUGAGUUUUUCAAAGCAUUUGUUAAAGGGAUGUUGAAAAUGGGUGAUUUGCAGUCCGGUCGACCUGGAGAGGUUAGGAGGAAUUGCAGAGUUGUGAAUGAUCGCUUCGCUUAUGUUCUGUUUCAACACAAGAUGCAGAAAAAUGUUAAAUCAAUCUGAAUUACAUGUUUGUACUCCAAGGCUCGUGGAUUAAUAAGGCGCUAUACUACCUUUCAAUCUUAUGAGACGAAUUUACGAUAAAGUAAACUGUAAUGCACCAUGGCUAGUUUUCGUAUAUGAAGCAUCUCAUCCCAAUUCACAGGAUAUGCAAGUCUACCAAAAGCAUUUUUAGUUGUCAUGUUUCAAAAUAGCUUUCUUUUAGUAUUCAAAAUUUCAAAUAUAUGAAUUGUUGAAUUGUUUCUAUUCAGCUCUAAAAAAAUUGUUGAAUGCAUUGGAUCAUACCCAGUAGCAUUAAUUUCAAGAAUGUACAUAGAGUGUGAUUUGGAGGAAGAAGCAGUUUGUACGUUGUAGUGUCUCAACAUUUGGAAUAGACUUGAGUUACACUCGGUCAAUAUUACAGAAAAUCCACUGUAAUGGAGAGAACAAUUUUUUUA
This is a messenger RNA of Medicago truncatula (barrel medic), 1697 nucleotides long. RefSeq names its product peroxidase 17. Gene Ontology annotation, biological process: response to oxidative stress; hydrogen peroxide catabolic process. Gene Ontology annotation, molecular function: peroxidase activity; heme binding. The transcript has 3 exons. NCBI's taxonomy places the organism in Eukaryota, Viridiplantae, Streptophyta, Magnoliopsida, Fabales, Fabaceae. The record is from RefSeq and is a predicted model, not a curated record. The coding region runs from base 16 to 1263 and encodes 415 amino acids.